CUCCAUGUCUGAGUUCAAGCCCUGGAUAUCCUUGUUGAUUUUCUGUCUGGUUGAUAUGUCUAAUAUUGACAGUGGAGUGUUAAAGUCUCCCACUAUUAUUGUGUGGGAGUCUAAGUCUCUUUGUAAGUCAUUAAGAACUUGCUUUAUGUAUCUGGGUGCUCCUGUAUUGGGUCCAUAUAUAUUUAGGAUCGUUAGCUCUUCUUGUUGUAUCAAUCCUUUUACCAUUAUGUAAUGUCCUUCUUUGUCUCUUUUGAUCUUUGUUGCUUUAAAGUCUAUUUUAUCAGAGACGAGAAUUGCAACUCCUGCAUUUUUUUGCUCUCCAUUUGCUUGGUAAAUCUUCCUCCAUCCCUUUAUUUUGAGCCUUUGUGUAUCCUUGCAUGUGAGAUGGGUUUCCUGGAUACAGCACACUGAUGGGUUUUGGAUUUUUAUCCAAUUUGCCAGUCUGUGUCUUUUGAUUGGUGCAUUUAGUCCAUUUACGUUUAGGGUUAAUAUUGUUAUGUGUGAAUUUGCUACUGCCAUUUUGAUGCUAGCUGGCUGUUUUGCCCAUUAGUUGUUGUAGAUUCUUCAUUAUGUUGAUGCUCUUUAGCAUUUAGUGUGAUUUUGGAAUGGCUGGUACUGGUUGUUCCUUUCUAUGUGUAGCGCCUCUUUCAGGAGCUCUUGUAAAGCAGGCCUGGUGGUGACAAAAUCUCUGAGUACUUGCUUGUUCGCAAAGGAUUUUAUUUUUCUUUCACUUCUGAAGCUCAGUUUGGCUGGAUAUGCAAUUCUGGGUUGAAAGUUCUUUUCUUUAAGGAUGUUGAAUAUUGGCCCCCCACUGUCUUCUGGCUUGUAGUGUUUCUGCCGAGAGAUCUGCUGUGAGUCUGAUGGGCUUCCCUUUGUGGGUGACCCGACCUUUCUCUCUGGCUGCCCUUAGUAUUUUCUCCUUUAUUUCAACCUUGUUGAAUCUGACGAUUAUGUGCCUUGGGAUUGCUCUUCUUGCAGAAUAUCUUUGUGGUGUUCUCUGUAUUUUCUGCAUUUGAGUGUUGGCCUGCCUUGCUAGGUGGGGGAAAUUUUCCUGGAUAAUGUUCUGAAGAGUAUUUUCCAGCUGGAAUUCAUUCUGUUCAUCACAUGCUGGUACACCUAUGAAACGUAGGUUAGGUCUCUUCACAUAGUCCCAAAUUUCUUGGAGACUUUGUUCAUUCCUUUUUGUGCUUUUUUUCUCUGAUCUUGGUUUCUUGUUCUAUUUCAUUGAGUUGAUCUUCGACUUCUGAUAUUCUUUCUUCUGCUUGGUCAGUUUGGCUGUUGAAACUUGUGCAUGCUUCGCAAAGUUCUCGUAUUGUGUUUUUCAGCUCCUUUAAUUUAUUCAUAUUCCUCUCUAAGGUAUCCAUUCUUGUUAUCAUUUCCUCAAAUCUUUUAUCAAAUCUCUUUUCAAGGUUCUUAGUUUCUUUGCAUUGAUUUAAAACAUGUUCUUUUAGCUCACAAAAGUUUCUCAUUAUCCACCUUCUGAAGUCUAAUUCCGUCAUUUCGUCAGUCAUUCUCCAUCCAGCUUUGUUCCCUUGCUGGUGAGGAGUUUUGGUCCUUUCCAGGAGGUGAGGUGUUCUGGUUUCGGGUGUUUUCCUCCUUUUUGCGCUGGUUUCUUCCCAUCUUUUUGGAUUUAUCCACCUGUCGUCUGUGUAGUUGCUGACUUUUCUAUUGGGUCUCUGAGUGAACACCCAGAUUGUUGAUGAUGAAGUAUUUCUGUUACUUGGUUUUCCUUCUACCAGUCUAGCCCCUCCACUGUACAACUGCUGGGGUCCACUCCAGGCCCUGUUUGUCUGGGGUGCACCUAUAGCAGCUGCGUAACAGUGAGGGAUGCUACCAGUUUCUUUUUCUGCUAUAUUUGUCCCAGAAUGAUGCCUGCCAAAUGUCAGUCUUCUGGAUAUAGAGGGGUCAGGGAGCUGCUUGAGGAGACAGUCUGUACUUUAUAGGAGCUCAAGUGCUGAGCUGUGAGCUCUGUUGUUCAAUCAGGCUAUUAGGCUGCUACGUUUAAUUCUGCUGCAACAGAACUCAUAAAACUUUUUUUCUCACAUGCUCUGUCUCAGGGGAGUUGGGGCUUUCUUUGUGAGUGUUUGUUGUGCUGUCCUGCCCAGCUAGGAGGCAGUCUAGUCACUAUUUGCCUGACGAGGCUCCGCCCUGCUGGUGUGAGGUUCGCCCUGUUGCUGCAGGCUCUGCCCUUCUGCUGCGGUCUCUGCCCUGCUGCCAUGGGCUACGUCCUGCAGAGUCUCUCUGUUGUAGUGGGUUGCCUCGGCAAUGGCAGGCUGUGUCAGCAAUGGGCGUGUACCUCAGUAGGGGCAGAUUGCCUCGGUAAUGGCGGAUGACCCUUUCCCACGGAGCUGCACCAUACUGGGUUCAGCUGUGCCCUAAGGGAACCUUUCCACCGGGAGCGUUUGGAAUCUCCGUUUUGUUUGUCCCUCUGCGCUCAAAACGCUGUUUUCCUGGAAUCUCCUGGGCUGGCUCUCUGUCCAAGUCCCAUUCGGUCUCAAGUUCAGCCCUCUCAAGUCUCAGAUUGCCGGUUCAACAGGGCACCCAGACCAGUGCGCUUUGUGCAGAGCACUGUGUAGCGCCACUGCGCUACAGCGCCGGCCGCCGGCCGCACCAUCUGCCGGCUGCACCAGCCAAAACCUCUGCCUGGCGUCCCACAUCUCUUUUAUACCUGGGGAUUUCCCCGUUCUGUGGGCAACAAAGAUCCGUGUGGAAAUGCGGCCCUGACUCACCCUCUCCGCGCAUUCACCAGGAGCUUCAAUCCUGGGUUGUUCUCACUGUGCCAUCUUGAGUCCUCUUAUAUGUGGUUUUUUAAAAGAUGGGGCCUGCCCCAGCCUCAUGAAAGCCUAAUGGCCUUUCAUGAGGCAGGGAGGUGGGGUCAGCUUUGGUCACAUGACUGCCUGGCUUCAAUGUUGAGCUAUACUUCUUACUUGCUUUGUGGUCUGUGCAAGUUUCUGAACUCUGUUAUCUGCUCCUCAUUCUCCUCAUGUAGAAAAUGGGAUAAUGAUAGUACCUGCUUCAUAGUGUUAAUGUGAGGAUUAAAUAAAUUUAUAUAUGCAAAGUGUUUGUCACACACUGAAAGCUGCAUAUGCAGAACCAUUACUUAUUGAAUGCCUGCUGCUGUGUGGUAGAGCUCUUCACAUAGGUGAUCUGGGGAAAUUCUUCCAGAAAUCCUUCUCCUGACCCCUUACCCUCAGCAAGUAACCUGACUGAGAAAAAGAAAUCACAGACAGACACUCUCAACAGCCUAGUAUUUUAAGCCAGGGAAAAGUAAAACUAUCCUGGUUCAAGUGAAGUCUGAGUUUUCCCUGCCCAGACAGUAGAUUGGGAACUGUGUAGCCAGGUGGGUAGCAGCAGCUCCGGCCAUAGGGCUUUAGGAUCCCUCCAAAGACCCUUUGUAGUCCUGGUAUGGUCAGAUCUAAACCUGUUCGGGGGUUGGGGAAGUCAUCAUCAGGAUGUUUAAGAGAGUGGUUAGGACUGCAAAUGGCUCCAACUUGGUUCUUGGUUCUGCUACAGAGUAGCUAUAACUUUGAGCUUCAGUUUCUUCAUGUAUGAGAUGAGGAUAAUUUAUACAUGCAUCGUUGGGCUGUUAGGAGCAUGUUAUGUAUGAAGCAUCUGCCUGGAGCAUAGGACCUGCUUAAUCAACACUGAUUUCUCCUGCUUUUCAGGAGGAAUAGGUGCUCUGAGUAGAUCAUGAGGGGCAAAGAUCAGAUCCUGGACCAUUUUAGGCCACUGAGAACCACUGACCUAUCUCUCCUUCUCUCUCUCCCACUUCCAACCUCUUUAGAAGUUUUAAGUUUAUAGGAAAUUAGAUUACAUUAAAAUGAUUGAGGAAUCAAAUUAUUAGGAAGCAAGGCAUGAUUUCUAACUGAUGUUGCACAGCAAAUAUGUUGGAAGGAAAACACCAGACUGACUUAAGAUCAGGAGUUAUGACUGGCCAUAAAAGCUGCAGCUUGUGAAAUGUUUUUUUUUUUUUUUUUACAAUGUCUUCAUCCUUGCAGUUCUGAUAGGGCAGGGUGAGCAACAGAAAGAGAGUGUGGUAUUUCCUUUAAUAUGUUCACAGCCUGACAUUGCCAGGCCUCGCCAGAACACUGAGGGAAUAGAAUCCCUGGACCUAGCAACCUGUUAAUUGUGUAUGUUCUGGGGGCAUGAGCAUGUUCCACAUUCACAGAGAAGGCACAUGUGUAUCUACAGGAUGUCAGAAGUGUUACUUUGCCUACUAUGCAAUCUAAAGCAGCAUAAUAGGCAGAUAGUAGCAGCCACUUCUUUCCUCCUGUUCCAAGCUGCAGAGGCCUCUCUCAUGGGGAAUAAUACCAUGGUUAUUGUCUCCAGAUAAAUAAUUAAUGCUGGAUAAUUGACUUCUUUCUGUUGUAUUCCACUGAAACUGAAUUUAAUUUUGCAGUGCUAUUGUUCACCUCAGUACAAAAAUAAAUAAAUAAACAAGUAUUACCAAGUUGCAUGGAAGCAUCCAGCAGCCUGGGUAAAUCAUAUGCAUGAGGACAUUGGUAUUUGAGACCCUUGUGAGUAAAUAGCAGCAUGAAGGGCUGUUCUAGGUACAGAUUCCUAGGAGAGAGUAGAAGUCAGAGAGUCACAGUCCCUGGGCCAGGGGUUGGUUCCUUUGCUGAACUGGCAGGAGUGGUGGGAAGUGGUCUGACAGGAUGUGGUGGUUCUCAACUCUGUAUCUGAGUCUCCUGGGAUGCUUUCAUAUUUAAAAACAAGAAAAUAAGCAAAAGAACAAAACUCUACUCUUGGAAUCUCUUUUGUGGGCCUAAGUGUUUGAAAGCAUGUAGACCUUGGAAUCAGACUUGGGUUCAAAUCCCAGUUCACUUCCUACCAGUUCUGUGAUCUUGAGUGGCUGCUUAAGCUGUCUAUGCAUGUGUUUUUCCUUCAGCAUAGUGGCAAUGACAGUUGCAUUAAAAGGUAGUAAAGUGCUUGGAUCCAGGAAGGAAAGCCUCUAUAGAGCCUCAGGAUGCCUUGCAGUAUAUAAGCCUCACUUUCCCAGGUCAUAUAAAUCAGUGGUCUGCACCCCUGGUCCUCAGCCUGUUAGGAACUGGGCUGUACAGCAGGAAGUGAGUGGCCAGCAAGAAAAAGCAUUACUUCCUGAGCUCCACCUCCUGUUAGAUCAGAGAAAUCAUUAGAUCAUUAGAUUCUCAUAGGAGAGCGAACCCUACUAUGAACUGCUGGCGUGAGGGAUUUAUGAUGCAUGUUCCUUACGAGAAUGUAAUACCCAUUCCCCACUGCCCCACUGAAUGGAAAAAUUGUCUUUCACUAAACCAGUCCCUGGUGCCAAAAAUCCCUGGUGCCAAAAAGGUUGGGGACUGCUGGUAUAAAUAACAGUAAUAUUUAUACUCCCUCUCCCCACAAGUAGUGAAAAUAAUGCAAUCUCAGGCCUGAGUACUUCCCUGCGGGGCUGGGGGCGGGGCAAGAUUUAUUGAUGGAAGUGAAGGAGGCCAGAGAUGAGCUUCCUGGAUAGCAGGAGACUGUGGCUGCUGUGUCCCUAGCUGGUCUUCAUUUGCUCCAUGGUCUCUGGGCUCCUAUCUUUCCAUCUGGGAUGUUGAUCUUCUUGCUGUUUCUGGGCAUGGUGGUGGGGCUGCUGGAACCUAGCCAUAGGGUCAGCAUGUUGGCUCUGGGCUUCACACUCCCAGGGUUGUGCCCUCUGCCAUCACAGUCUGGCCCUCAUGUUCUGCCAGGAUCCAGAUGACACAACCCUUUGGUAUAACUGUCUUUAUGGGAAGGCUCCUGGCAGGCAAGCUGGAGGCCAGGGUCCACACAGUGCUGGGUCCAGAUGUCCCCUUCCUUCUAUAACUUAUCUAGCUCAGAAAUCAAUCUAUGGCAUUUAGAAUUUUUCACUCUCAGUCCUUGCCAGUGAAGAGUCAGGGUGGCAAUAUUGAUUAACAGGCUGGCCUUUGCAAACCCUCAUAACAAAGUUGGCUUAUGGUUUCAAGCAGUUGUUAUGGGCUGGGUACUUCACAUAGCUACUCAUUUAGUCUUCACUAUGACCCAUGUCUAUCAUUAUUAUUGUGUACAUUUUGUAAACGAUAGGUUGAGUUCUCUGGGAAACAGCUUUGAGGUGGAGUUUAGAGUUCAGAGUGGUUUUUAGGAGACAUCUUUGGGACCAAUGCCCAUGGAAGGGAAAGGAAGGAAGCAGGACUGGGCAGAGGGCAAGGUUCAGCCACAAAACUUGGCUCAAUGAUGUCAACUGAUCUCUCAGGGGAGUUUUGGAAUCAGAGUUGUUGUCCAUUGGCCAAAAUUUCCAGGGCCUUUAUGUCCCACCUUAAUCUGUCAUUGGAGUGUGUUUAAAAAAUAUUUUAAACUGGGAAGUCAUUAGGCUGGGGCUGCUUCAACACUUUAGGUUUCUACAUAGCAAACUGAAGCCCAACAUUAACAGUAGAAUGAAACUACAAACUUUACUGAUCAGAGAUCAACUAACUUCUAACUAGGAACUUUCUCCUUUAAUCAUUAGACAUGUUUUCUUUGUUUUCCUUUUGUGUUCAGCCCAUAAAAGUUUGCUGCCCAUGCUGCUUCAGAGGAGCUCUCCAACUUCUUCUGGUUCUGAGUGCUGCCUGAUUCAUGAAUUGUUUUUUGCUGAAAUAGACUCUGUUAAAUUUAUUUUGUCUAAAACUUUUAGACAUCCUUUAGAAGGAUGUGAUCUUAGGUGAGAUGGCUCUAAGAACAUCUGGAGGGCCUGAAAGCUGAAGGCAGUUGGCUAAUGAUACUCCCAGCAGCUAGGGCAAUACCUUCUGCCAAAAAGAGGAAUCUGGGAAGCACAUCACAAUGUCUAUCCCAUGAGGGAACUGAGCCUUGAGGAGGUGAAGUUACUUGCUCAAGAACAGAACCGACAGGCUACACCUGAUGCAGGUGGAUUCAGUCCAGCGCUGGAUGGAGGAUCUGAAGCUCAUGACUGAGUGUGAGUGCAUGUGCAUCCUGCAGGCAAAGCCCAUCAACCUGGAAGAGGAUGCGCAGGGUGACCUCAUCCUGGCAGGCGGCCCUGGCCCUGGAGACCCCCUGCAGCUGCUGCUCAAACGGGGCUGGGUCAUCAGCACAGAGCUGCGCAGGAUCGGGCAGAAGCUGGCCCAGGACCGCUGGGCACGGGUGCACAGCAUGAGUGUGCGUCUGACCUGCCACGCCCGCUCCAUGGUCAGCGAGUACAGUGCUGUCAGCAGGAGCUCCUCACAGGAAAUCGGCCAGAUUGAGAAGCUGCUAAUGGAGAAAUGCUCAGAGCUGUCGGCAGUCACAGAGAGGUGCCUUCAGGUUGAGAAUGAGCAUGUGCUGAAGUCAAUGAAGGCCUGUGUCAGUGAGACCCUGAGCACGCUGGGCCAGCACUUUGGCCAGCUGCUGGAGCUGGCCCUGACACGGGAGGUACAGGCACUGGUGAGAAAAAUUGAUGCCUCAGACAAUAUCUACACCACAGAGUCCACCACAGGGAACCUGUUCAGCCUGACCCAGGAGGGGGCUCCUUUGUGCCGCAUCAUAGCCAAGGAGGGUGGGGUCGUGGCACUCUUCAAGGUUUGCCGGCAGGACAGUUUCCGGUGCUUGUACCCCCAGGCGCUCCGCACACUGGCCUCCAUCUGCUGCGUGGAAGAGGGUGUCCACCAGCUGGAGAAGGUGGAUGGCAUUCUGUGCUUGGCCAACAUCCUGACCGACGACAGCCACCCAGAGGCCACACGGGCUGAGGCUGCGGCUGUGGUGGCCCAGGUCACCUCCCCACACCUGCCUGUCACCCAGCACCUCAGUAGCUUCCUGGAGAGCAUGGAGGAGAUCGUGACAGCCCUCAUCAAACUGUGCCAAGAGGCCUCAUCAGGGGAAGUCUUCCUAUUGGCCUCUGCGGCCCUUGCCAACAUCACCUUCUUUGACACAAUGGCCUGCGAGAUGCUCCUGCAGCUGAACGCCAUUCGUGUCCUCCUGGAAGCCUGUAGUGACAAGCAGAGAGUGGACACGCCUUAUACUCGAGACCAGAUUGUGACCAUCUUGGCAAACAUGUCUGUCCUAGAGCAGUGCGCCUCUGAUAUCAUUCAGGAGAAUGGGGUCCAGCUCAUCAUGGGCAUGCUGUCUGAAAAGCCAAGGUCUGGGACCCCCGCUGAGGUGGCAGCCUGUGAGAGAGUCCAGCAGAAAGCUGCAGUGACCCUGGCCCGUCUCAGCCGAGACCCAGAUGUGGCACGGGAGGCUGUGCGGCUCAGCUGCAUGUCCCGUCUCAUCGAGCUCUGCAGAUCCCCAUCAGAGAGGAACAGCAGUGAUGCUGUGCUCGUGGCCUGCCUGGCUGCUCUGCGUAGAUUGGCUGGGGUCUGUCCCGAAGGCCUCCAGGACUCUGAUUUCCAGCAAUUGGUCCAGCCUCGGCUUGUGGACUCCUUCUUACUCUGCAGCAACAUGGAGGAGAGUUUUGUGUAGCGAGUGUGGGAGAAGAAAGACAUUUGGCUGUUCUCACGCCCCCUCUGAGUAUGCACCAGUGAACAUACCUGAAUACAUACCAGCUCUCCUCAUCUCCUUAUUUAUACUUAACUUAUUUUUUUGUAUGAAAUAAACAGAGGGUAAAAUCUUAAGUAACAUCAUCAAACAGUCUGUGGUCCUUGGGAAUCUUCUUUGUUUUUAUUUUUUGACUUCUGUAACUUUUCAGUUGCAGAUGUUGAAGUUCAUAAUGGCUAAUAUGACAGAUUGUCAUGAGUGAUUCCACUUCAUCUUGUUUUCUCUACUCUUACUAUAUAAUCUUGCCUCAUUUUUUUGAACUUUGGAACCAAAGUGUUUCAACUACCUAGCAGGGUUUUUAUUUUUUUUUAAGUUGUAUUUGCUCUUCCCAAAAAUCUAAAAUGAAUUUCAUAAUUGGGUAGACUAUACUGGAAGGAAGCUUUUUUUCUUUAACUAAUGGAAUCAUGUAACAUGUAUCCUGGAUUUUCUUAUUAAAUUGUAUUUUAAACUAAGUUCUUGCUUCCCAAGGUUUCAUUCCCCAAAAACUUUUCCAACUAUUAAAAGUAUAUACAGAAUUGUCUUGUUUUCAUAGGUGUAUAAAUAGGUGAAGUUCUGAAUGAUUUAGUGAGAAACCACAAUGACUUUCAAAAAUACUUCCAAAGGCACCAGAAACUCUGCUUCCUUUGUCUUCUCUGCUUUUGUGUAACCUCCUAUUCAUCUCCUGGUAAAUAGAAUCCCCAAAUGAGGUUUAUUGAAUGAUUCCUCCUCAAAAGUAUAUUUGAAAGCAGUGGUGUGCUGAAGCCAACUCAUGCCCGCUCAUGAGGGGCAACUGUGAGAAUUUCUUGCCAACUCUGCACUUAGUGACCUUGUGUUGAUAGCUGUGAGCUACCUCUUGAACCCUCCUGUUGAAAUUGACCAUACUCAAUUUACAUUCCAGAAAUUAGCAGAUGCUAUAAAGCACAGCUUUUGAUUUUUUUUUUUUAAGAAAGAGCUGGUUUACUGAUAUCACGGCUUGAAAGUAUCUCAAAAAUCUGUGUAUCCUUCUGAAAAUUUUGAUGCCAUCAAAUUGUGAUAUAAUUUUACAAUAUAAUUGUGUAAAAUUGUGAUAUAGUAAUGGUUUCAAGAAACAUUUUUUAAAGUCCCAA
Molecule: messenger RNA, 9542 nt
Organism: Callithrix jacchus (white-tufted-ear marmoset)
Lineage: Eukaryota; Metazoa; Chordata; Mammalia; Primates; Cebidae
Source: RefSeq, a predicted model, not a curated record